AUUUUCUUUCUAAGAUGCAAUUCGCAGUCACCAAACUACCUCAAAUGGUUAAAGGUGUGUUACCUCAAAAAUUUGAAUAGCUUGUAAUAAUUGAUUCAUAAUCUUUAGGUUUACAUAGAUCUUGUUUUAUAGAGUAUCAAUUAAAUGAAAAAUGCAGAUAAAGAUUUAUUGUUGAUGUCUUCCAAGCAUUUUUACUUGAUCACUAAUUAUUAUGAGCCAUGCACUUACGAAGAAUUGCGAUCAGAAUUGAAAAAGCUCAAAAUGGAAGACUUGAAGAAUAUUUUGAUAAAUAAUGCAUAAGAGAUAUUGAAAUCAGUUUAAAUUAUAUUCUAAUUUAGAAACAAAUUUCAGUAGCCAAUUUCGUUUCCAUCAUCCCCAUUUUGGGUAAGAAUUACAAUCUGAAUGAAUUUUCAUAAUUAAUCGAAGAGCAACUAAAGGAAAUGAUCGAAGUUGUAAAAGAUCGCCAAGAGUGCAAGAAGUUCUCCAACAUCACCUUAACCAGAUUUUGCAAGUCCAUGGGAUACUUAUUAAGAAAUUCAGAUAACCAAAGUCUUAAACAACACUAUUAAACAUUUAUCUUUUAGAUCAUCCUCAACAAACCCAAUACUCAAUUGAGACACAUAUACUCCAUGCUCCAUUACCUACAAUUUAUUAAGUACAACUAAAUCAUAUCCUAUUUGAAUCAGAAACAAUUGGCUAUUGAAGCCUCAAAAUUCAUUCUAUCAAGAUUUAGAACUCAACUUAAUCUUGAACCUGAAAUUUCAAAAAAUCCAGAAUUCUAUUCACAACUAUCCUCAGUAUAGCAUUUAAAAUAUCGUAGUUCCUAUUUAAGACAAAUUACUUCCCCUUAGAAGAGGCGUUGUUCAUAGAAGAAGCGCUUUUAAAAAAUGUCUAAUUUACGGAGGAAAAAAUAGAAUUUGCUUACAUUAAGAUUAUCUUUUGUUAGUUGAGUAAAGUAGGAGUUGGAGAGAAAAUAAUCAAAAGAAUGCUUUAAAUUCAUAAGAAGAUGGAAAUGCAAAAGGAUUUCUUACCUUAUUAUUUAUUGUCUCUCUUGUAUUUUCAAAUCAGUCGCAUAAUGGAUUAAUUCAGAUUGAAUCCCACCAGAUAAAACAUGGAAAAACUCAUUAAGGAACCUUAUUUUGCUUAACCUUUAAUUGAUCAAGUUGUUGAAGCCAUGAAAGAUUUUGGAUAUGCCUAAAUCGCCUAUCCACAAGAAUCAAUUAAUCAAACUAAAAUCUGCUAGGGUCUGUUGAACUGCUUCUCUAUUAAAUUAUUUGAAGAAGAAAAUAUCAAAGCCUAAUUUAGUCAAAGCAUUGCUGCACCAGGAAGAACUAAUGAAAUAAAUAGUGACGUUGAAGAUUUUCUGUAAUCUAAAGGGAUUCAAUACAUUAAAGAAUAUACUGAAGGAUUCUAUUCAUAUGAUUAUUGGAUACCAGAUUUGAACAUUAUUAUUGAAUGCGAUGGAUCCUUCCAUUACCAAACUAAUUCAUAUGAUAAAAAGGAUAGUUCAACCUUGGCAAGAGAUUUCCUCAUUUUGAAUUAAAAUCGAAAGCUUAUAUCAAUCAAUUGGUUUAAACAAAGAGAAAAAAGGUUUACAGAAGACAAAUUCGGAUACAUAUCUUAAUUAUGGAAUAAAAUAGAAAAGAACCCUGAUAUUAUCUAUGCUGAAUGA
Messenger RNA from Paramecium octaurelia, 1672 nucleotides. NCBI's taxonomy places the organism in Eukaryota, Ciliophora, Oligohymenophorea, Peniculida, Parameciidae. The record is from the annotation of a GenBank genome assembly.